Messenger RNA from Fragaria vesca subsp. vesca, 2147 nucleotides. Its product is annotated as probable beta-1,4-xylosyltransferase IRX14H-like. Gene Ontology annotation, biological process: glucuronoxylan biosynthetic process; plant-type secondary cell wall biogenesis. The record is from RefSeq and is a predicted model, not a curated record. The transcript is spliced from 3 exons. NCBI's taxonomy places the organism in Eukaryota, Viridiplantae, Streptophyta, Magnoliopsida, Rosales, Rosaceae. Gene Ontology annotation, cellular component: Golgi membrane. Bases 182 to 1720 code for a protein of 512 amino acids. Gene Ontology annotation, molecular function: xylosyltransferase activity; galactosylgalactosylxylosylprotein 3-beta-glucuronosyltransferase activity.
CCAAUAUCUCCAACCUCUUUCUCUCUCUCUCAAAUCCUCCAUGGCUUCAAAGCAACUCAACCUCAUAUAAUUGAAGAGAUUUCAACAAGAAGAAGAAGCACCACCACACCUCACAUUUCCUAGUCUUCUUCUUCACCACCAACUUUCUCUCUCUAGGAUUUUAGAGAGAGAGAGAGAGAAAAUGAAGCUCUCGGCGCUGCAUCAGAGCUACCUGAACCGGCGGAGCAACAGCUUCCGGGGAUCGGCGCCGUUAGAUUCGUCACCGGACGGCGGGGUCAAGUCGCCGGCGACGGUGUUCUGGCUUGUGCUACAUGGACUCUGCUGCUUGAUAAGCCUUGUACUUGGAUUCCGCUUCUCUCGCCUUGUGUUUUUCUUCUUGUUUUCUACUUCGUCGACGAAUCUGUACUCGGUGCCGUUCCGGUCGGCUUCCGAGCUCAUCGGAACCCUAGACAUCCCGGCCAUUUCGAAUCCGGUCGCGAAUCUCGACUCCCAGCUCAACCGAAGCUCCACCGUGAGCUCCAGCAGCCGCGUCGUCGUCGGCCGGCACGGGAUCCGAAUCCGGCCGUGGCCACACCCGAACCCGACGGAGACGAUGAAGGCGCACCGGAUAAUCGAGACGGUUCAGAGGGAGCAGAGGCGGCAGUUCGGAGUCAACAACCCGAGGAAGGUUAUUGCCGUCACGCCGACGUAUGCUCGGACGUUUCAGGCGCUGCAUUUGACUGGAUUAAUGCACUCGCUGAUGCUUGUGCCUUACGACGUCGUUUGGAUCGUGGUGGAGGCCGGUGGGGUUACUAAUGAGACGGCUUCCAUUAUUUCCAAGUCGGGGCUUAACAUUGUUCACAUUGGCUUCGAUCAGCGGAUGCCUAACACUUGGGACGGUCGCCACCAAUUGGAGGCUCGGAUGCGGCUUCAAGCUUUGAGAGUUGUGAGAGAACAGAAGCUGGAUGGGAUUGUGAUGUUUGCAGACGAUAGUAAUAUGCACAGUAUGGAGCUUUUUGAUGAGAUACAGAAUGUGAAAUGGUUUGGUGCUGUUUCGGUUGGAAUACUUGCUCAUUCGGAUAAUGCAGAUGGGUGGUCUGAGUCCAUGAUUCAGAACAAGGAGCAGGGGGAUAACCCAACAAUGCCUAUUCAAGGUCCUGCUUGUAACUCGUCCAAUAAGUUGGUUGGUUGGCACACCUUUAAUUCGUUGCCGUAUGUGGGAAAGAGUGCAAAUUACAUUGAUGACAGAGCGCCUGUGCUACCAAGGAAGCUGGAGUGGGCUGGGUUUGUGUUGAACUCCCGGUUGCUUUGGGGUGAAGGUGAAGAUAAACCAGAGUGGGUUAAUAACCUAGAUACGGUAGAAGGGGCUGAUGAGAUUAUAGGGAGUCCUCUAUUCUUGUUGAAGGACUCCUCUAUGGUGGAGCCACUUGGAAGUUGUGGGCGCCAUGUUUUGUUAUGGUGGUUACGCGUUGAAGCCCGUUAUGAUAGUAAAUUUCCUGCCAGAUGGACAAUUGAUCCUCCUUUGGAAAUAACUGUACCAUCAAAACGUACGCCAUGGCCUGAUGCUCCUCCUGAACUCCCAUCUAAUGGAAAAGUAGAGACUAAUGGAGUCGAGCAUACAGUGAAGCACACAACAAAAAUUCGAGCACCCAGAUCAAAGAGAAGUUCCCGAAGCAAGAGAAAGCAUGAGACAAAAACAACAGAUGAGCAAGCUUCUGCAAGGCAUACUGAACAAAUCUGAACAUUUUGCUAUCGACUCUCACAAUAUAUACUGCUGUGUGAAUUUAAGACUACGGUCUUCAGCAUGAAGAAAACUUGGUUCAAGAGGCCGAGAAGCAAAUGGUCACUACCCGGUACAUAUGGUAAGGCACCUGUAUUAGGAGGCCAGUUAUGUGCAAUUAAGUUUGAUUCUCACCUUAGUUUCACAAUUUUUUCGUUUGUUUCUUCAUCCGGGUGCUUGAUAUUCCGGCCUCUUGCAAACAUACCUCGGCACCCGAUCUGAGUCUUGCUGCAUCUACUGGCUUUUAGGAAGUUGUAUCCAAUAUGCUUUGAAAUUUUAUACAUAUCUAAAUAGGAAUUAUAGAGAUGUGUUCAGGUGUUGGAUUUGCUAGUAACUAUACCAAAUGUAAUAAAAUUUCAUUCAUUCCAAACAUUGGCUCUCAAAUUUC